Molecule: messenger RNA, 4814 nt
Organism: Silurus meridionalis
Lineage: Eukaryota; Metazoa; Chordata; Actinopteri; Siluriformes; Siluridae
Product: E3 ubiquitin-protein ligase TRIM39-like
Biological process (GO): protein ubiquitination
Molecular function (GO): protein binding; zinc ion binding; ubiquitin-protein transferase activity
Source: RefSeq, a predicted model, not a curated record
AUGUUUUAUAGUUUAGAGGUUUUGUCAGUGUGUGAUUUGUUAGGAUAAACUACACAUGACAGGGUCUCUAACACAAUGCUGAUAUACUGACACUGAAAUACAAGAUAAUUUUAAAUUUGUGUCUAUUUUUUAAUAGUUUAUUUUUUAAGUUUUUAAUAAUUAGUGAUCAACUGUGAGAGCAAAGCUGAAAUGCAAUGAUAAGCAUUGAAUUACCAGUGUAGAAAACUUUAAAUAUCACGCACAUAGAUUUUAGUGGAAAACAAGCUCGGAUCAACAUUAUAAUUUUAUUUUGCAACUCAGUGUCGAGCACUGCAUAGACUCAUAAUAUAUGACUACUAUAAUAUUUGAAAAUAAAUCCUAAAAAUAGAUGUAUGUGUAACAUAAGUAAUACAAAUCCAGAGGAAUAUUCUUUGCUCUGACUUGUUAGAGGAACAUAAUCCAUGCUGGAGUGGCAUGACAUGACCUGAUAAGGAGCAGAGGGACCUCUUUAGUGUAGUGUGCAGGAGCAGCAAGUAAUGCAGCAUGAGCAGCAUUGUUCACAUUCUCUCCUCCUUAUCUUUGCAUCUUAUCUGGAUGUUUAAAAGCUACAAAAUGUUCAAAAUAUUUUUGAUUGUUUACAAGCUAAACUGUAAUGUGGUGUUUCGAUUUUAUGCAAAGCAACGUUAAAUAAGGUACUGUAGAUAUAAAUGGGUGGUUCUCCUAUACUGGACUCAAAAGUAAAGCCCAAAUGUUUCUGAAGUCUUCUAUUUGAUAGCUGCAGUACAGUAACUUGAUCAUGUUGAUGUCUAAUAUAUCUCAUUGUACUGAUAAUACAGCAGGCAAAACAUCAUAAGUGAUGAAGUGUUAUCCAACCAGGCCAGCACUAGCAUAAGUUAAGUGACUGAUAUUUUUUUUAACCAUGUACACUGCAGUAUAUAUUGAAAAGAAACAAAAUUCCUCUAGGACCAAAUUGCUAGGUAAAACAAGAAAAAAAGCAGAAAUUUAUACCAGGUAGCACAAAACUAAAUAUAUUAUCAGAAAUGCAACUCAACAGAGACCAAUGUUUCAGUGACAGUCCUUGUUAUAAUAAAAACUUUUUAUAUGUAAACAUUUGUGGAUUUAGCAGUAGUUUAGUAAAAAUUUGCAAAGCAGUGUUCUUUUGUGUGUGUGUGUGUGUGUGUGUGUGUGUGUGUGUGUGUGUGUGUGUGUGUGUGUGUGUGUGUGUGUCAGUCCAGUUUAUUUGUGCUUAGGAGUCUGAUGGAUUGUGGGAAGAAACUGUUACAUAGUCAUGAGUGCCCAAGUGCUUUGAUGCCUUUUUCAGACUUCAGGAAGGAGUUGAGUGUGUUUGAGGGGUGUGUGGUCAUCCACAAUGCUAGUGGCUUUUGGUGUAAAUAUCUGUGAUGGAGGGAUGAAAAAUGAUAUAAUGAUCUUCCCAGCUGUUUUCACUAUUUGCUGCAAACCAUGCAGUGAUACAGCUGCUCCGUAUGCUUUUAAUAGUCCUACUGCAGAAUGUAGCUUCAUUUUAUUCAUUAACUGUACAGUAUGACCUUAGCUAAUACUCUGAGUACCGCAACUAAGGUUGUCUGGGAACUCCUUUCAAAACAAACUCCACUAAUAGACCUAGCAAAACAUAAAACACUCAAAAGAUUUAUUUCCUCUGUUAAAAUAGGAUGUGUUUAGUGUAAAAGUAGACAUCUGUUUACCUGUAUAUUUACAAUAAUUGAUACAUUGAAUUAGCUAAUAGCCAUCAUCUUCAGGUAAUAUCAAUGCACAUUGUCACAUAGUGUCCUCCAGUAAUAUGGGCUGGUAAGACCCACCAAAUGUUCUACAGAACAGACUCUGUCUCCAAUGUAUGACUCUAAUUCUGACAAAAAAGGCGUAAAAAUGCACAAUGAGUGUGACUGGUGCCAUGUUGUCUACUCUUGUGUGCCUUAAAUGCCCUGAUAAGAACUGUUUGUUUUAUAGAAUUUCCAUCACUGUCAUGAAUGUUCUCAUGGAGCUGCAUCUCAAAUAGAAAGUAUAUAAUAAUUUAUAUAAUCCAGAAGACUAGUACUCAAAUCAGCUAUUAUUUAUUAGUAUGCAUUACUAUUAAGGAAUUAAAGUUAAAAUUCAUAAACUGUAUUGAGAAAAAUGAUUUUACCAAAAAUUUCAAGGCACCCAAUGGUACAUAAUGUUUUUGGUUGUGGUAGCAUAAAAUUAUCCCUUCAAUUAAACUAGAGACCCAAAUCUGUUUCAGACUUUACUACUGCCCUUGUAGCUGAAUGAGCACAAAUCUCCACAUUUUAUCACAACAACAGAUGGGGACUAUAUUGUCAAAUGGAAUAUUUAAAAAGCACAUCGGAAUCUAAUGUGCAAACUUUUGUCUAUAUAUGUAUUAUAUAAGUCUAAUAGUUUUAAGUUAUGUUUCAUCUACUGCGCAUGUGUGAAGAGAGGUGUUAAUGGGUUAGCAAGUUUUAUCUGGGUGAAUGUUAAAGGUGACUAGAUUAACUGCUAAAACUGCUGUAGUUAUUGAAACAACAUUGGUAUGUUAAAAUGUUACAUGAAACAUGAAAUAGGUUGUUUACUGGUUUUAGAUAAACAAAGAAAUUUGUCCAUUUUUAUUGCUGAACGUUUAUUAUGGCAUUUCAGAAUAUGUCAUAAAAUAACAUAUUUACCAAUUCCUUAAUGUGGAUUGUUUCAGAGUGUCUCCCAAUAAUAUUUCACAAAAAUAAAUUGUGUUUAAACCACAUGACCCCAUUCCAGGUUAAACAUUAUCAGUAAUAACACUUUGUAUAUAAAGUGAAUGAUGCCAUUUCUCACUGAAAAGGUAAAAAAAAAAAAAAAAACUGCUGAAUGCUGAAAUGGCUGAAUCGUCAUCACCAACCAAGCGAAAGAACAGCAUGGAUGAACCAAAUAAAUUCAUGGAAGACUCCAGCAGCCUUGUUUCUAAAGAGCAGCUGCUGUGUUCGAUCUGUCUGGAUGUGUUCACUGAUCCAGUCACCACUCCAUGUGGACACAACUUCUGCAAAAGCUGCCUUACACAGUGCUGGGAAAAGAAUCAACACUGUUACUGUCCAUUAUGUGAAGAGAAAUUCACCAAGAAACCUGAACUGAAGAUUAAUACAACACUGAGAGAGGUUGCAAAUCACUUCAAAAAGAACAGUGCUUCUGGAAAACCUUAUGUUUUUUGUGAUUCCUGCAUUGGGGAGAAACUGAAAGCCCUGAAAUCCUGUCUAGAUUGUCGUGUAUCUUUGUGCAAAGCUCAUUUAGGGGCUCAUUAUACAAUGCCCAAACUUAAGGAACACACACUAAUAAACCCUGUGGAGAAACUGGAGGAUUACAUAUGCCAGAAACAUGAUAAGCCUCUGGAGCUGUUCUGUAAAGAUGAUCAGAUGUGCGUGUGUCAGAUCUGCACUGAAGAAGAUCACAAGAAUCACAACACUGUUCCUAUAGAGAAAGAAAGCAAAGAAAAAAAGACUCAGCUGGAGAAAACACAGACAGAAACGCAGCAGAUGAUUCAGGAGCGAUUGAAGAAGAUUCAAGACAUCAAACACUCAGUAGAGCUCAGUAAAAGAAACACAGAGAAAGAGAAAGCAGACAGUGUUGAAGUCUUCACUACUCUGAUUCGAUCCAUUGAGAAAAGUCAGGCUGAGCUGCUGAAUCUGAUGGAGGAGAAGCAGAAAGCAGCAGAGAUGCAGGCUGAAGGACUAAUUAAAGAGCUGGAGCAGGAAGUCACUGUGCUACAGAGAAGAGACACUGAGCUUGAGCAGCUCUCACAAACUGAGGAGAAUCUCCACCUUCUACAGAAUUAUUCAUCCAUGUGCAUCCCUCCACAAACCAAGAACUGGACUGAGAUCAGUAUUAACACUGAUCAGAGAGUGGACAUCCUGUCUCAGUUUCAUGUGAAGCUGAAUGAGAAACUUAAUAAAACACUAAAUGACAAGUUAAAAGAAACAGUUUCCACAGAACUGAAAAGGAUUCAGCAGUAUGCAGUGGAUGUGACUCUGGAUCCUGAUACAGCGCAUCCCAAACUCAUCCUGUCUGCUGAUGGAAAACAAGUGAAACAUGGAGAAAAACGAUUCAAUCUCCCUGAUACACCAGAGAGGUUUGACUUUUGUCCUGGUGUUGUGGGAAAGCAGAGUUUCUCCUCAGGGAGAUUUUAUUAUGAGGUGCAGGUCAGAGGGAAAACUGAAUGGACAUUAGGUGUUGUGAGAGAGAACAGUAACAGGAAGGGAGACAUCACACUGACUCAGAAUGGAUUUUGGACAGUGAUCCUAAGGAAUGAGAAUCAAUAUAAGGCUUGUGCUAGUCCUACUGUUCUCCUCACAGUGAAAGAGAAGCCAACAAAGGUGGGGGUGUUUGUGGAUUAUGAGGCUGGUUUGGUCUCCUUUUAUGAUGUGGAGGCAAGCUCUCAUAUCUACUCUUUCACUGCUCAGUCUUUCACAGAGAAACUCUAUCCUUUUUGCAGCCCUAGUACAAAUAAAUUAGGUAAAAAUUCAGCACCAUUGAUCAUCUCUUCUCUAUUUAAGACUGAAUGAAUUUUCAUCUCACAGAUAUAUUUAUCUAAUCAAAUAAAAGAAUAAUUUUAUUUUUAUUUUAUAGUUAUUGUUAUUAUUAUAUUGUUAUGUUUGUUAUUCAAGCCAAGGUUUGUUGUAAAUAAGAAAAAUUAAUCCAACGUUCAUUUGUAACUCUGUUGUAAUUAUCAAAAUCAAUAAAGAUUAUUAAAGCUGAAUUAGACUGCAGAGCUUAAUAUGAUCAACAUCAUUUAUAAAGAGCAGUCCAUGCUGUCUAUAGAGCAAAAUGUGUUUUUAUCCGGAAAAAAUACAAAGUGCUGAUAAUACAAUAUGAAAUAGUUU